Molecule: messenger RNA, 3935 nt
Organism: Pichia membranifaciens NRRL Y-2026
Lineage: Eukaryota; Fungi; Ascomycota; Pichiomycetes; Pichiales; Pichiaceae
Exons: 1
Coding region: 78-3818 (1246 amino acids)
Biological process (GO): endocytosis; vesicle transport along actin filament; actin filament organization
Cellular component (GO): actin cytoskeleton; actin cortical patch; vesicle
Molecular function (GO): microfilament motor activity; ATP binding; actin filament binding
Source: RefSeq, a predicted model, not a curated record
GUUCAGAGUGUGCAUCAACCCAUUGAGUAGCAGCAGCAUCGGCAGCACCCAUCAACUAGAUUGCAAGCACAGCCAAGAUGAUGGGAUUCAACAAGAGAACGAGGCAGAAGACGGCGGCACCCGUGAGAGCGGGCGGAAGCACGGCCGGAGGCAGCAGCAGCGGAGCCAACGGAGGGAUCAAGAAGGCCACGUACGACCACGCCAAGAAGAAAGAGGUCGGUGUGAGCGACUUGACGUUGCUUUCGACGAUUACGGACGAGGCCAUCAACGACAACUUGAAGAAGCGGUUUGAAAACGGCAUCAUCUACACGUACAUUGGCCAUGUCUUGAUUUCGGUGAACCCGUUCAGAGACUUGGGCAUCUACACGCUCGACGUGUUGAUGUCGUACAAGAACAAGAACCGUUUGGAGGUGCCUCCCCACGUGUACGCGAUUGCGGAAAACAUGUACCACAACAUGAUUGCCUACAGCGACAACCAGUGUGUGAUCAUCUCGGGUGAGUCCGGAGCAGGUAAGACCGAGGCUGCCAAGAGAAUCAUGCAGUACGUUGCCGAGGUGUCCGGCUCGCUCACAAACUCCACUUCUAUCCAGCGGAUCAAGGACAUGGUGCUCGCCACCAACCCCUUGUUGGAGUCCUUCGGGUGCGCCAAGACCUUGAGAAACAACAACUCCUCCAGACACGGGAAGUAUUUAGAGAUCCAGUUCAACAAGAGCUUCGAGCCCGUCAGUGCCAACAUCACCAACUACCUUUUAGAAAAGCAGAGAAUCGUCAGCCAGAUCAGUAACGAGAGAAACUUCCACAUCUUCUACCAGCUAACCAAGGCGGCCGACGACAACUACAGACAGACUUACGGUAUCCAGCAGCCUGAGCAAUACAUCUACACAGCGAGCGCCGGAUGUACCACCGUUGACUCCAUCAAUGAUACUACAGACUUUGCAGACACCUUGAAGGCCAUGGAAACCAUUGGCCUAUCCAAGGACGAAAUGGAUAACGUUUUCAGACUCCUUUCCGGUAUCUUGUGGAUCGGUAACAUCAGCUUCGUCGAGGACGAGGAAGGUAACUCGCAAAUCAGAGAUACCUCCGUCACCAACUUUGUCGCCUACCUUCUACAGGUCGAUGCAGAGUUGUUGUGUAAGUCGUUGGUGGAAAGAACCAUGGAAACCUCUCAUGGUAUGAAAAGAGGCUCCAUUUACCACGUCCCUCUAAAUCCAACCCAGGCAACGGCUGUCAAAGAUGCCUUAGCUAUGGGGAUAUACAACAACUUGUUUGACUGGAUUGUUGACAGAGUCAAUCAAUCGUUCUCCAAAAACAACCAAGCAAUAUUCAAAUCUAUUGGUAUUUUGGAUAUUUACGGCUUUGAGAUCUUUGAGCACAACUCUUUUGAGCAACUGUGUAUUAACUAUGUCAAUGAGAAAUUGCAACAGAUUUUCAUCCAAUUGACUUUGAAGUCGGAGCAGGAUGAAUAUGUGAAAGAGCAAAUUCAAUGGACCCCAAUCAAGUUCUUUAAUAACCAGAUUGUCUGUGAUCUAAUUGAAUCAAAGAGGCCUCCAGGCAUUUUUGCAGCCUUGAACGACGCAUGUGCAACUGCCCAUGCCGAUUCUUCCGCUGCAGAUCAAUCUUUUGCGCAAAGAUUGAACAUGUUAUCAUCUAACGCUCAUUUCGACUUGAGAGGUAGUAAGUUUGUCAUCAAGCAUUAUGCGGGUGACGUCACCUACGAUAUAAAUUCAAUGACCGAUAAGAACAAAGAUCAAAUGUUGAAAGAUUUAUUAGAAAUGCUACAGACUUCCCAGGAUCCAUUCUUGAAAGCACUCUUUCCAAACAGAGUUGACGAAUCGAAUAAGAGAAGACCUCCAACAUCAGGUGAUAAAAUUAAAACCAGUGCAAACUUGUUGGUAGACACCUUAUCACAAGCAACCCCAUCCUAUAUUAGAACAAUCAAGCCCAACCAACAUAGAUCUCCUUCAGAAUACGACACAAAGGCUGUCCUGCACCAGGUCAAGUAUUUGGGUUUGAAAGAAAACGUUAGAAUCAGAAGAGCAGGUUUUGCCUACAGACAGACUUUCGAGAAAUUCGUCGAAAGAUUUUAUUUAUUAUCGAUCAAGACUUCCUAUGCCGGUGAAUACAUCUGGACUGGAGAUGCUAGAACUGCAACGGAGAUUAUUUUGAAAGACUCCAAUUUUGAUCCUUCAGAAUGGCAAUUGGGUGUUAGUAAAGUCUUUAUUAAAAAGCCAGAAACAUUGUUUGCAUUGGAAGAUCUCAGAGAAAAUUACUGGGCAAAUAAAGCUAAGGUUAUCCAAAGAGCUUGUAGAAAAUGGUUGAGAAGAAGAGAAGAAGCAGCCAGAAUUGUACAAAGACUUUGGAGGGCAAGAUCAAAGGGUAUUUCCCAAGAGAACCAAUACACUGAGAUGAGAGAUUAUGGUAACAAGAUUGUCUACGGUAAGAAGCAAAGAAGAAGAUUGAGUCUGUUAGGCUCAAGAGGUUUCUAUGGUGAUUACUUAGGCUGUAACGAUAAAACAGGCGGUUUUGGUAAAUUCAUCAUGAACUCCAUUGGCUUGCGUGAAAAGGUCCAAUUUUCAGCCAAGGGUGAGCAAUUACAUUCCAAGUUCGGUAGAUCAUCGCAAAGAUUACCAAAGAUUUUCAUCAUAACGAGGGACAAGUUUUUGGUUGUCGGACAAACUAUUGUCAACAACAAGGCCAAGUAUACAAUAGAGUUUAACAAAUUGAUCACUCAGAUCCCGGAAGUCAGUGUAUCUAACUUAGCAGAUGAUUGGUUGGCAGUCAAUCUUCAUUCAAAGACAGAAGCAGAUCUAUUUGUCAAUUGUAUCUUCAAGACUGAGAUGCUGGCCAGAUUCAAAAAGGGAAAUCCGAAUAUCAAAAUUAGUAUUUCGUCUACUGUUGUCUACUGUAAAAAGCCCGGCAAGAAGCAUACAGUCAGAUUCAAGCUGGCUGCUAGCUCCGCCAAAACUGGGGACGCCUAUAAAUCAAGUACAGUUUCUGUUUCUCAAGGUACUGAACCAACCGCGAGAAACAGAGAAACACCUCGGAUCAAGACAGCAUUUACAGGUGACAAAAUUGCUGCAUACAAGAGAAGUGCUCAAUCACGUGGUCUUAAGAACUCCAUGACCGCCGCCGCCUCAGCUGCUUAUCAUCCUGCCACUCCAAAUGCUAAUUCCCAUAGCAACGGUCUGAGCAAACCUGCACCUCCGGUUUCAAGGCGCCGUGAAGCUGCCACAUCUUCUGUUCCAGCACCACCUCCUGCUGCAAACAAGCCAAAGCUAACCGUCAAGUCGAAGCAGGCUCCACCUGUUUCUAGAAACAGAAUCCCUCAAACUGUACCAGCUGCUACGAACCCAACACCAACUCCUCCGCCACCUCCACCUCCACCUCCAGCCGCAGCACCAAAAUGGCCAACCUACAGAGCCGAGUAUGACUACCCUGGCACCAACGGUUCCAUGCCACUGGCCAAAGGUGAUAUCGUCUACAUACUACAGUCAGAGCCUAGUGGAUGGUCGUUAGCUAAGACUCUGGACGAAACCACAGAAGGGUGGGUCCCAACUGCUUACAUUGCCGAAUGCGCUCCUCCUGCCAACGGUGGAGGUCACUCUGCGGCUCCACCAGCCCCAGCUGCUCCUGGCUUUUCCAACUCCACCCCUGCACAGGCUGCCACCGGUAACGGCAACAUUGCAGGUGGUUUAGCUGCCGCUCUGAUGGAGAAGAAGCAGGAAGAAACGACAAUGGCUAGCGAUUUGGCGGCAGCGAUCAGACAGCAUGCACGUAGAGAGAGUGAUGACGAAGACGAGGACGACGAUGACUGGUGAUGUGUGAAAUGUGAAGUGUGUAUAUUAUAUUAUGUACAAGCGUAUUUCUAAUAACUGUUUUGUUUACUUUGAAUUUAUGACAUAGCAUGAACAAAGCCUAAGAAAGAUGACCAGAAG